AUGCCAAACUCGCUGGGCCAGCAGGACGCCGGCCCGAGCCGGCAUGACCAAGACCACGACAACAGUAACCACGACCACAGCAACAGCAACCACGACCACAGCAACAGCAACCACGACAGCGGCAGCACCACGGUCGAUAAGCGCGAGCGAGAGCGUCUCGACACGCUGCACGCGGCGCACACGCUCCUCCUCUCGCCGGCACACGACGAGCUCAUCUCGGCCCACUUGGCGGACGUACAUCGCUCCGGGCGGCGGAGUACGGUGCUAGACGUCGGCACAGGAACCGGCACCUGGGCAUUCGCGAUGGGCCGCCAACACCCUUUCGCGGACAUUAUCGGCGUCGACAUCAACUGGUCCGCAUAUGGCGUCCAAGACUCUCCGCACGGCAACGUCGAGUUCCGCACUGUUGACCUGAUACAUGUCAAGGCCAUGGUGAUGGACAUCCCGCACUACCCGCAGCUGGUCGAACGGCUCGCGGUGACGCUCAAGCCGAGAGGCCUCAUGAUCCUAGUCGAGAGCUCGAUGUCCUUCGAAUGCAUAGACGGCACGCCCUCGGCCGUCGUGGCUUCGUGGUGCUCGUCGCUGCGGGACGCCCUAGCCACCAAGAACUCCGAUAUCGACCUGCCGCGUAACCUCGACCGAACGGUAGCUGCCACCGGCGUAUUCACGUCAGAGUUCUUCUUCCAGGAAGUAGGGUGCCCCGUCGGCGCGUACAUGCGCAGUGGCUCGGAGCGCCUCCUCCGAGCGGGGAGGCUACACGCGUCCGUCAUCCAGCCGACCUUGUGGCGCCUGAUAUCGAGCCGUCUGGAGCCCGGACCGCGGCGGCGGAACCUCGAGAGUCUGAGCGAUGAAUGCGCCCGCGAUCUCAUAUCCCCGUCGUCGCGCUACAUCCAACGCCUGUUCGCAGUGUACGCCUUCAAGCGGCCGAGUAGCGAUCGGCUCCUCCCCAGACAUCGGCAUUCCUACUAG
Messenger RNA from Vanrija pseudolonga, 969 nucleotides. Its product is annotated as Secondary metabolism regulator laeA. NCBI's taxonomy places the organism in Eukaryota, Fungi, Basidiomycota, Tremellomycetes, Trichosporonales, Trichosporonaceae. The transcript has 10 exons. The record is from RefSeq and is a predicted model, not a curated record. The coding region runs from base 1 to 969 and encodes 322 amino acids.